AGGCGGUCUUUCAGUUAAAAUUUCAGCUCGAAUGUGUGUGUAAGUAAUGUGUUGUGGAAUGCAGUUGUGUUAAAUGUGAGAUAUGUGACUGCAAUUAGGGAACGGGUCGUUGUUCAUACAUAGGUGAGCUCUGUGGCUCCGGCUCUUAGCUACGUGGGUCUGCCGGAGAGACGGCGGCGUGAGGAGAAACUGAGGCGAGGCGUCGGAGACUGUAUGGACUUCGCUGCUGCCGGGACAUAGAGGCACUUCGACUGUGCUUCGGCUAUUUGAGCGGCGGGGGACGGAAGAAAGAAGCAUUUAGCCCAGAGAAAGGCCCAGAAAUAAUGUGUGUGUGACGGGCCCCCCCCAGCUUCGCCGCGGCUGCUCUGGGCUGUGCAGACGAGGGAGGGAGACAGGGACGCGGCGGAGCCUCCUACCCAAGACCGGGGUUUCACCCUUUAGCACAGGAAUUCAAAAACGCUCAUUAAACUCCUCCCGGUCUUGUGCUCCACCAGGGUUUUCGGUGGAAAAGGUUGGAGAUUGAGGAGAUUCUUCUUACUGCUUAAGGGACAAGAAUGUCUGAAGAACAUGCUGAGGCACAGCGACGAGCACAACAAAAUUCUCAGACACAAAACCAGUUCCCCCACCACACAAUGUCUCAUCACCCAGGACAGACAUCCCUCUUGCAGGGUUACGGAUCUAGAAUCAGGGGUGGUGCAGGUGGAAAAGGACUGCAAAGUAAUGCUAACAGUAGCAGUAGUCAUCUGAGUGACAAUCCAUACCAAAAAGAAGUCAUGGAGUAUUAUAUGGCAACAGGUGGAAAAGAUAGGCAAAGGAGAGGGAGCCAAGGAUUGGCAUAUGGGUCAGGUUUUGGGUAUCCAAAUGUAGAUGGACAAGUGCCUCCCCAGUAUCGACAUCCUGGAAAUGGUCCAGGUUCUUCUGGGAUGUCUCAGUAUCAACUGGACUACAGUGCUCGAUCUGGCUCUGGUGGAAGUAGCAGCAGUAGUAACUGUGGUACUGGAACCUUUUCACCCUCCCACCAAUACUGCUUAAGUCAAAAUUCCUCCAUCCAUUCUACACCUGGACAUCAGACACAACCACGACAGCAAGGCCAGAAUUACCCUUCAGGUCAAGCCCUUCCUCAAAGACAGCAACAAAGAGGUUAUCCCCUUUCUGGACACAAACACCCUGCUCAGUUCUCCCAGUACCCUUCAGCAGGUACAACUCCAGGAUCUACUGGGGUAUAUAAUCUUUCUCAACAGAGGUAUCAUGGUAAUGCUGGCAGUUACGAGUCUGAAGUUACUAACUCUGUUAGUGCUAACAAAAAAGCUAAUUCAAAUCAUACUUCAGUUAAGUCAAACAACAUACCACAGUUAGACAGUAUUAGGAAGGGAUACCUAUCUUCUAAUUAUCCGUUGUAUGAUUUCCAUGGUUCUCAGUCCCUUUCCAAACACUCAGUUUACCCACAUCGUUACAGUCAGCAUAAUUUGAAACCCGAUUAUGAUGCAUCCAUGAAAAUUCACUCAUCCAGUUUACACCAAACUCCUGCCAUACCUUACCCUAAACAUCUCAAUACUUACACUGGCUCCUCAAAUUCUCACAGUUCCUCUAUACCUCAGUUCUCUUCUCAAGAAAUCUCAAAAUCUUUAGUCCAGUCUCAAACUCAGCAGCCCCAAGUCCAUCAGAACUUCAGCCCAGUAUCUAACCCAUCUCCAGCAGCCUCUGGAUUGCAGUCACCAAGCUGUAGUUCAUCACCAUCUCCACUGAUGGGUGUUUCAGAAGGUUCUAGAAACUCCGUUACCCCUAGCCAAGUAACAUCACAAACUCCUCUCCCAAACUCUCGAAACACUCACACCCGAUUAUUGCGAGCUACGCCUCAGUUGAGCCCCACACCCAGUUCCAACAGCAGCAUCAGCAGUUGUGGGAGCAGUGUAGUUAAUGUAAAUACUACAAAUGUAAAAGCAACUGCAGGAGAUGCUCAUAUUGGGUCCACUCAAAGCCAAAUGGGAAAAGGAGGGAUAAGUGAAGAAAAUUUGUCUUGUCCAUACCCGUUGUCUGUUGACAAGUUAACUAGGGAGCCAGAGAUCAAUAGUCUAAAUGCUUUAACUUCACAGGUGGCUAAUUUGCCUAAUAUUGUACAAGAUAUGCAGGUUUCUCAAAACAGGGGCAAAGAUAAUGAUAGUCAGCAAAAGGGUAGAGGAGGUGGUAAUGAUUGUACUAAUGCAGCAAAGGAUGGAAGAAGGGAUUCAGGAGACACUAGUGAUAGUGUAGUGGUGGAAAGCCCAAUAGAGAUAAAACAGGAAGGGGAAGAACAGCUUUUAGCAGGGGAGGGUGGGAGAACUAGGCAAAUUAGUGGAGUGAAUGAGUCCAGCAAUGUCACUUCCCAUACUUCAUCAAAGAAUCAGGUGAAACAAGGUAAAAAUGGUUGUCAUGAUCUGUCAGAUGUAGAAACUGGAACAUUGAAAAAACACAACCAAACACUGAGCUGUUUAAGAGGAAGGGAACAUCAUCUCCAUGAUGGAUCUUCUAAAUUUCCCUCUUCACAAUCUUCCCUACCUUCCUCAGUAGAGUGCAGUCAAAACCUUCCUCCUUCCUGCAAAUCUGCUCCUUGCAUGUCUACCUCCAUCAGUCAGUCUCCUAAAGUGAUGUCUUCAUUUCACUCUAACUUUGCUGUGGGUCUGAAUCAGAAAACGAAUGUUACACACAUGGAGAAAAAUGAAAGGAAUGAAGACCACAGUGAAAAAGAUCCAGAUGGAAAAACUUCUGAGAAAUCAGAAGAUUGGAAAUGCAACUUACCCAGAAGUGAAAGUGAGAAAUCCGAGACCUGUAACAAGCAGAGAGACAAAGAAUUAGUGAAUCACUCACAGCCUUCAAGUUUAAAAAGUGGUGAUGAUGAUGGAGAAAAUGUCAAAAUGCUAAAAGUUAUUAGUACGGGGGAAUCCCAAAAUACAGGAGGAGUGGGGGUGAUUGUUUCUCCCCAUUCUGAGACACCUCAGUCAGAAACUUCAGUGGAAUUAUUUCGAGAUAACCCUUCUAUCCCACAACAUUUGAUGGAUCAACAUCAAAAUCCAGAUAAGGCAUGCUCUCUCAGUGUCUCUAAGGACUCCAGAUGUCUUAAUGGGGAAAGUGAAGGUAGUCUGUCUAUGAAACCAUCAAUAAAUGGAACCAAUUUUCCCUUUAAAUCAGGUUGUGGGCCAUGCAUACUUCCACAGUACAGAUCUGGAAAUCAAAAGUCACUGCAUGCUUAUUCUGAGUUACAUGAUGGGAAUGAGAUGGACUUACAGAAAAGAGGAAGCUUAGGGUUCAAUCCAGGAAAAGAAACCAACUUAAAAUACCAUGGUCAACAUCAUCCACCACUCAAUUAUAUCCCUGGACAAAGAAAGGAACUGGACCCAAUAGGUACAGUGAGACCAAAUAGAAGAGGGUCAGGAAGAAGGCAAGAUAUUAAUCCACAGCUACAACAGCCGCCACCGAGUCUCUUGAAAGAAUUCCUCCAAGGCUACAACUUAAACAAAUCAUAUGACCAUGCUAAGAAUUCUGUUCAAGUUUCUAAUAUCAAACCUGAAUCUCAAAAUAUCUCUCCUAAUCUCUCACUUUCUAGACAUUCUUAUGGUGUGGCUGGAAGUACAGUAUCCCACAGUCAAACACAUCAAACUGUAAUUGAUGGAGACCACCACGCUUCAAUUCAGAGAGCAGUGCCUGGGAAUGAUUACCCUCUAAAUCUAAAACAAGGUAGUAAGAUUGUUGAUGAGCAGGAUCCACCCCUUCAUUCUUGGGGUACUAAUGAUAUAGAAGCAGAAAGGACACAUUGUGAUUCUUCAGAGAAAAGCGAAGAAGUGAUAUCUCCAAAUCACUCAGCAUUAAAUUUACAGCAGACCUCAGAAUCUUCUCAACUACUCCCUUCAAAACACAUUAACUUAGCUGACUACUCUCUACCCCACCGAAAAACCUCAAAUUUGUUGACCCCAGCUUCUGCUGUGCAGCAAUUACUGCUACAAGUUACUGAACCCUUAGUGAACAAUAAUUUAUCUGUGAAUCAAAAUCGACCUCAAAAGUCAUCAUCCUUGCCAUCUUCCGUUUUAUCCUCAGAACGCCGUUCAGUCAUCUGUGAUGUGUCCUUCCAGACAACUUCUGAAAAGCAAAAGAAAAACAAAGAACAAGAGAAAUCUAAACAAGCUGCAAUGCCUGGAUCAUCUGUUAUUCAGCAGUCACUUUCUGCCUCUUUGGCUAUUCUGGAUGGUAACAUUAAGGAGGAAGAAGGAGAAGUAAAGAUGGAUACUGAAUGCCAUGCUUCAAAGAAGUCUCUUGAUGAGACUGAUAAUACUGCCUUUUAUACUAGGCAUAUUCCAGCUAAGAAAAGUCCUAUCCAGCAGCAAAACAGAUCUCCAUUUCUGCCCAUUGAAAAAUUAUCUGACCCUCCUAAUUUACCUACUGGAGAGAAUAGGAAUGUAAGUUUGGCCAGUGUCAACCCUUACCACUCCCAUCAAACACCUCAUCUCCAAUCUUCAUCUUCAGCAAGAUGCCAUUCAAAUUUUCCAGCUGUUGAUGGACCUAGCUGUCAUUCUGGAUAUGGAUUAGAAAAUGUAGGACAGGGAAGUUCCUUUCAUCCCCAAAUCUCUUCUCAACAACAUUUACCUUCCAAAUUUCAGCUGGAAAACUCUGAAUUCACUAACAAAUUACAAAGGUUUUCUCAAUUGCACCCUCUCCAGUACUCUAACUCAGAGGAGAAAUUGGAGUGUGCAACCUCAAACAAGAAUAGAUACUCCAUGGAAAUAGUGAUGGGUGUUAGUGCUGGUGUAGUUGGUCGCCAAUACCAAAGCCCACCAGGAAUAGGCUCUCAAACAUUGCAUUUUGCCCCUGAUGUCCAGCAGCAAUUCCCUCAACAGGGUAGUUAUGAUGUAUCACAGUAUGGAAGAGAAGGUAGAAGAACACUUGACAGUGAUACCUACCACACAAACAAAACUGGUGCAAUUAUUCCUCCAUCAGACCCUUCAUCUGGGGUAACAGAAAAAGUGGUCAAAUUAUUCCAAACAAUACCUAUUUCAGGUGCUCACAGUCAGUCUAGUAAAGAUGUUCAUUUAAUGACUCAGCAGGGCCAUAAGCAGAAAACAGAACGCAGUGCUGGAGAGCCUAACCCAUUAAUGAUGAGAAGGAGGGUUCGUUCUUUCAUCUCCCCAAUUCCGGCAAAAAGACAGCAUCAGGAUUUGUCACAGCAGCAGCAACAAAGGAACACUACAAGUCGUUAUCAGUCUCCAUUGCAGAACUCUGCCCACAGACAUCAUGAUACUGACACAUCAAGUCCAGAGGUAUCUUAUUCAAAGUUAGCCUUACCAGAAACUGGCUGUCCUUCAUUAACUCAAAACUUGUCUUCAGCACCCACUUCACCUCAAGGGAAAACUAAAAUCUUGCCAGCCAGGAAAGGCCGUGGUUUGAAAUUGGAAGCAAUUGUGCAGAAAAUUACACCCAAUGUUAAAAAAACAAUCAAUAAUAACAGGAGUUACACAAAUUCAGCACCAGGCACUCUUUCUGACUUGACUGUUGGAGAUCCAAUUCAUUAUAAUGCUGGGAGCCAGGAGUCUGGUGAUGGGGAAAAUUUACCGAAACUCAUAACUGGGCAUGGGAAUUCCAGUUCUUAUGCUGAUGAAGGUUUAUCCUUGGAGGAAAUUAUGUCCUAUAAAGGAGUUGAAGAGACAGGCCCACUUGCACCCACUGCCUACCCAUGUGAGCCUCAGCAAAAUCAACCGAUUCUUCAUCAUGGAAACUCAGGGAAUUUCAGCAGGUGUACUGGUGAGAGUUUGAAGGGUUUAGAUUUUGGGGCCGAAGCCCUUGAUUCUCAGUUUACAGAAAGAGAAUGUGAAGGAGGACGUUGCAAGGAUGGCCAAAGAAUGCAUCCUGAUUUCUCACUCCUGGGACCCUUACCUCCACCACCACCAUUACCUUGUCCAGUGCAAGGAUCUCCCCCUCCUUCAUCCUCAGUAUUGUCUGAUUUUCAACAUUUUACUAGUACUUACCAACAACUGGAAACUCGGAGAGGGGAAGACACAACAGCAAACUUUCUGAGAAGGAAGCUGAAUGAAACUGGAAUGACAUUGGGUGUAGAUGAUUAUGUAGACACAGAUUUUUUUGGAUCCAGCUCAUUUCACCACAGCCAGAAUUCAGGCCUCUGCCUAUUGACAAGACCCCCAAACAGCCAGCAAUUACACCAGCAACAUCAUUUUGCUCAAACUGUAUCUUCGAUGAAAAGUCCAUCGCAGCUAAGUGAAGCACGACCUCUUGAGAAUGUUGUUCCAAAGGGUUAUUUUCCUUCAGGAAAGAAAAAAGGGCGGCCUGUUGGUAGUGUGAAUAAGCAGAAGCGUAGUCAAAGUCAAACUCAGAAUACAUCUAUUAGUGCACCACCUGUGUUGUCUACAUCAGUGCAGAUGACUACACCAACACCUGCACAUACUGUUUCUCCAGAAGUUGUUCCAGUCACAACAACUCCAAUUCCUGUAACUCAUCCUGCAGAUAGUGAGGGCCCUUAUGAGGUUUCCUCUACUGAUUGUCAAGUGAAAAUUGAUACAGAAAAAGAGAAUGCAACAGCCACAGUUGAGUUGGAACCAACCAGACCUAUUCAACAGAACAAGAAUGAUGAGAGUCAAGGAAAUGGCAUAGAGGACAAACAGAGAAAGAGAAAAAGAAGGGUUGCUGCACUGAUGGGUAAAGAGGUGCUCCAGUCUAGUACAGGAGCUGAAUUUCUCUCUGUAACUGAAAUUUUUGCAGAUCACAAGACGUUUGUUUUUGCACCUUACAUUCACGUUGAGAGAAAGGUAAAGGAAAUUGGUGCUGUAUGUACUAUAGUGAAUGAAGAGCUAGAUAGGAUAAAAUGGGAGAGUGGAGGAGAAAAAGGAAAAGAAGGUGGAAGAUCUGAUAUUGUUUUGGAUUCAACUCUUUCUUCUGAUCUUACAAGAGGGAAAAGAGAUACAGAGAUAUUGAAUAAGGAGCCAAAGGUGGAACAGGAUCCCAUGUCUCUUCAGUCCUGUACUGCAGGAAAGACAAUUCCUUUGUCUGGGUAUGUGCUCUCAGGACCUCUAAUGACUGAAUCCAGUAAUGUUGGCCAUCUUUUGUGUUGUUUGUGCAAGAAAUGGGCUAAUUACAAAAAUUUAGGAGAUCUUUUUGGACCUUACUAUUCCCCUGAAUAUGUGGCAACGCUCCCAAAGAAUCAACCUCAGAUUAGGCACACCCUAGGUACUACAAAAGUUUGUAACAAGGGGGUGCUUUUAGAAACACCUGUCUUGGAAUCAAAUAAAAAGGAGAUUCAACAAACAGAAUCACAAACCGCUAAGUCUGCAGUGGACUGCACAGAAAAAGAAGUAACACAUCUGGUGUCUCAUGCUGCUGCAACAGCUCCAGUGGAUGAAUGGGAAAUGCCUGAUGUCUUGGAAAAUAUCUGUAAUGUCUACACUGACAGGGAAGUGGCACAAAAAAAUGACCUGAUAAAUGAACCCAUCACACCACUGAAACAACAUGAACAGAUGCAGACAGAAGAAUCACUGCAGAAUGGACCGCAGCAGACUGAAGACAUCCAAUACAGGCCACAGCACAGGAAACUAACCUCUCAUCCACGGUUCAAAAGGCGACACAGAUCUAGUGAAGAUUUACUCAAGACUGGCCCCAGUAACUUUAAAGCCUUGCUGCCAUUCCAACCUCCUCCUCAGCUACCUAACCAGGACCCCUCAGAGCCUUUUGUGCAUUUGUCUCAGCUUCCUGAAAUCCCCCUUGACCCAGAAGAAUUGUGGGUUCAUGAGGGAUGUAUAGCUUGGGCCAGUGGGGUGUUUCUGGUCAAUGGGCGGCUGUAUGGCUUACAAGAAGCACUAGAUGGCGCCAGGGACACAAGCUGCUCAUACUGUGGGCUUGUGGGUUCAACGCUUGGUUGCUACAGUAAAGGCUGCUCUCUGAGCUAUCACUACUUAUGUGCCAUAGAGGCAGACUGUUCUCUGAAUGAAGACAACUUUUCAAUGCGAUGUCCAAAGCACAAGAUCCCACAGAAGAGUGGACCAGAGAAGGCCCUCCACCCAGAGCAAUCUGAGAGAGGCUCACAGAACCACUGAAAGAGACACCAGCUCCUGGGACCGGUUGCAUGGAACAAUUAAAGUUUAAAAAUAAAAAAAUAGAAAACUUCAAACAAGCCCCUUGAUCACAACAAAUGGAUAUGGAGAUAAGUGUAUGAAUUAGGAAAACAAGUAUUAUAUAAAAAGAGUAAACCUGCUGAGGAACAGGGGAACUCAAUAACAGAAACAUGUCUGUCUUCACUUUUUAAAAGUUUAAAAGAGAAAAAAUUUUAUGGAAAACCUCAACCAGCACAGUGAAACAAUGACCAGAGGAAAGAGGGGCUGAAGUGUGGAGUCAGAGAAAGGAAGGAAUGACCAGCUUCCUCACUGAUGGACUUUGAAUGUGAAAGGUUUUUGGUUUGGUUCACCUUUCUUCUUCUCUUUUACAGUUUACUUUUCUGUAAUAUUUUGAAAGUCCAAAACGUGUACAUUUGAAGUUUAUUAUGUUUUGACCAUUGAAAAUAAAUUCUUUGUAGGAAAGAAAUGGAAGAAGCAGCUACAUUUGACCUAUAACAUUAGUAUAAUAAUAAUAAUAAUAAUAAUAAUAAUGAAAGAUAACACACAACACAGGGCAC
Messenger RNA from Scleropages formosus (Asian bonytongue), 8641 nucleotides. It is a transcript of the gene tcf20, whose product is annotated as transcription factor 20. NCBI's taxonomy places the organism in Eukaryota, Metazoa, Chordata, Actinopteri, Osteoglossiformes, Osteoglossidae. Gene Ontology annotation, biological process: regulation of transcription by RNA polymerase II. Gene Ontology annotation, cellular component: nucleus. The record is from RefSeq and is a predicted model, not a curated record. The coding region runs from base 555 to 8066 and encodes 2503 amino acids. The transcript has 6 exons.